GCCUAGAGAAGCGGCGGGGCGAGCCGGGGGCUCUAGUGAACAGCAGAGCCGGACGGGGAUCGCCGGCGGGCGGCAAGCGGAGGCGGCCCGGCCCCGGCGGUCUCCGAGAUGUCACGAUGGCUGUGGCCAUGGUCAAACUGUGUGAAAGAGCGGGUCUGCCGCUACUUGCUGCACCACUACUUAGGUCACUUCUUCCAAGAGCACCUCAGCCUGGACCAGCUCAGCCUCGAUCUGUACAAGGGCAGCGUUGCCCUGCGAGACAUCCACCUGGAAAUCUGGUCUGUGAACGAGGUGCUGGAGUCGAUGGAGUCACCGCUGGAGCUGGUGGAAGGCUUCGUGGGCUCCAUCGAGGUGGCCGUGCCCUGGGCUGCUCUGCUCACCGACCACUGCACAGUGCGCGUGUCCGGCCUCCAGCUCACCUUGCAGCCCCGCCGGGGUCCAGCGCCAGGGGCUGCCGACUCACAGAGCUGGGCCUCAUGCAUGACCACAAGCCUGCAGCUGGCCCAGGAGUGUCUACGGGAUGGGCUACCAGAGCCCUCUGAGCCACCACAGCCCCUGGAGGGGCUGGAGAUGUUUGCCCAGACCAUUGAGACUGUGCUUCGGAGGAUCAAAGUGACCUUCCUGGACACUGUCGUGAGGGUGGAGCACUCUCCGGGUGAUGGGGAACGUGGUGUGGCCGUGGAGGUCCGUGUGCAGAGACUGGAGUACUGUGACGAGGCAGUGCGGGACCCGAGCCAGGCGCCGCCGGUGGACGUGCAUCAGCCGCCUGCCUUCCUGCACAAGCUGCUGCAGCUGGCGGGGGUCCGCCUGCACUACGAGGAGCUCCCCGCACAGGAAGAGCCUGCAGAGCCCCCCUUGCAGAUUGGCAGCUGCUCAGGGUACAUGGAGCUGAUGGUGAAGUUGAAGCAAAAUGAGGCCUUCCCUGGCCCCAAGUUGGAGGUAGCGGGACAGCUGGGCUCCCUGCACCUGCUUCUGACCCCGAGGCAGCUCCAGCACCUUCAGGAACUGCUCAGCGCUGUGAGCCUUACAGACCACGAGGGCCUGGCUGACAAGCUGAACAAGAGUCGCCCGCUAGGUGCCGAAGACCUGUGGCUGAUUGAGCAGGACCUGAACCAGCAGCUGCAGGCCGGGGUGGUGGCUGAGCCCCUCAGCCCAGACCCCCUUACCAACCCCCUUCUCAACCUGGAUAGCACUGACCUCUUCUUCUCCAUGGCUGGCCUCACAAGCAGUGUGGCCUCAGCCCUCUCUGAGCUGUCCCUCUCCGAUGUAGACCUGGCCUCCUCUGUGCACAGUGACGUGGCCUCCCGCCGGCUCUCUGCCCAGGCCCACCCAGCUGGCAAGAUGGCCCACAAUCCCCUCCUGGACACCAUGCGCCCUGACUCGCUGCUGAAGAUGACCUUGGGGGGUGUGACCCUGACCUUGCUUCAGACGUCUGCCCCAUCUUCUGGACCACCUGACCUCACCACGCAUUUUUUCACCGAGUUUGAUGCCACCAAGGAUGGGCCCUUCGGUUCCCGAGACUUCCACCACCUUCGACCACGCUUCCAGAGGGCCUGUCCCUGUAGCCAUGUUCGGCUAACGGGCACAGCCGUGCAGCUGUCCUGGGAGCUGCGGACAGGCAGUCGGGGUCGGCGGACAACCAGCAUGGAAAUGCGCUUUGGGCAGCUCGAGGUGCUGGAGUGUCUGUGGCCCCGGGGCACCUCCGAGCCUGAGUACACGGAGAUCCUGACCUUUCCUGGUACCCUGGGCUCCCAGGCCUCGGCUCGGCCCUGCGCCCAUCUGCGCCACACACAGACCCUGCGCCGUGUGCCUAAGAGCCGACCCCGGCGCUCAGUUGUCUGCCAUUGCCACUCAGAACUGGCCCUGGACCUGGCCAACUUCCAGGCAGACGUGGAACUGGGGGCCCUGGACCGGCUGGCUGCCCUACUGCGCCUGGCCACUGUAACUGCUGAGCCUCCAACUGGCCUGCUGACAGAGCCCCUGCCGGCAAUGGAGGAGCAGACAGUAUUUCUGCUUUCCGCACCCCGGGCUACACUGCGACUGCGCUUCCCCAUUGCUGACCUGCGGCCUGAGCGGGACCCCUGGGCGGGCCAGUCUGUGCGGGCUGAGCAACUUCGGCUGGAGCUGAGUGAGCCCCAGUUCCGGUCAGAGCUUAGCAGUGGGCCUGGUCCCCCAGUCCCCACCCGCCUGGAACUCACCUGCUCCGACCUACAUGGUAUCUAUGAAGAUGGAGAGAAGCCACCUGUCCCCUGCCUGCGUGUCUCCAAAGCCCUGGACCCCAAGAGCACUGGGCGCAAGUACUUCCUGCCCCAGGUAGUGGUGACUGUGAACCCCGAGUCCAGCAGCGCACAGUGGGAGGUGGCCCCGGAGAAGGGAGAGGAGCUGGAGCUGUCAGCGGAGAGUCCAUGUGAGCUGCGGGAACCUGAGCCCUCACCCUUCUCCUCUAAGAGGACCAUGUAUGAGACAGAGGAGAUGGUGAUCCCAGGAGACCCUGAGGAGAUGAGGGCGUUCCAGAGCCGGACCCUGGCACUGUCUCGCUGCAGCCUGGAAGUGAUCCUGCCCAGUGUCCACAUCUUUCUGCCCAGCAAGGAGGUCUACGAGAGCAUCUACAACAGGAUCAACAACGACCUGCUCAUGUGGGAGCCCGCAGACCUGCUUCCCACCUCCGACCCCGCCGCCCAGCCCUCUGGCCUCCCCGGCCCCUCAGGCUUCUGGCAUGACAGCUUUAAGAUGUGCAAGUCAGCCUUCAAGUUGGACUCAGACUCGGAUGAUGAGGAUGCCCACUUCUUCUCAGUGGGGGCAUCAGGCGGCCCACAGCCCCCUGCCCCUGAGGCCCCAAGUCUUCACUUGCAGAGCACCUUCUCUACACUGGUGACAGUGCUGAAGGGGCGGAUCACAGCCCUCUGUGAGACCAAGGACGAGGGUGGCAAGCGGCUGGAGGCUGUGCACGGGGAGCUGGUGCUGGACAUGGAGCAUGGCACCCUCUUCAGCGUCUCCCAGUACUGUGGCCAGCCAGGACUCGGCUACUUCUGCCUGGAAGCUGAAAAGGCAACGCUCUACCACCGAGCGGCCGUGGAUGACUACCCGCUGCCCAGUCACCUGGACCUGCCCAGUUUCGCUCCCCCGGCUCAGCUGGCCCCGACCAUCUACCCAUCGGAGGAAGGGGUGACUGAGCGGGGAGCCUCGGGCCGCAAGGGCCAGGGCCGGGGCCCCCACAUGUUGUCCACUGCUGUGCGCAUCCACCUGGACCCCCACAAGAAUGUGAAGGAGUUCCUGGUGACACUGCGGUUGCACAAAGCCACCCUGCGCCACUACAUGGCCCUGCCCGAGCAGAGCUGGCAUUCCCAGCUGUUGGAGUUCCUAGACGUGCUGGAUGACCCUGUGCUGGGCUACCUGCCCCCGACGGUCAUCACCAUCCUGCACACACACCUGUUCUCCUGCGCCGUGGACUAUAGGCCACUCUACCUCCCUGUGCGUGUCCUCAUCACCGCGGAGACCUUCACUCUGUCCAGCAACAUCAUCGUGGACACCUCCACCUUCCUGCUCAGGUUCAUCCUCGAUGACUCCGCCUUGUACCUGUCCGACAAGUGUGAGGUGGAGACCCUGGACCUGCGGCGAGAUUAUGUCUGUGUCUUGGAUGUUGACCUCUUGGAACUUGUGAUUAAAACCUGGAAAGGGAGCACUGAGGGCAAACUGAGCCAACCGCUAUUCGAGCUGCGCUGCUCCAACAACGUGGUACACGUGCACAGCUGUGCCGACUCCUGUGCCCUGCUGGUCAACCUGCUCCAGUACGUAAUGAGCACGGGUGACCUGCAUCCCCCACCCCGGCCCCCCAGCCCCACGGAGAUCGCCGGCCAGAAGGUACAGCUCUCGGAGAGUCCUGCCUCUCUGCCCUCGUGCCCGCCAGUGGAGACGGCCCUCAUCAACCAGCGCGACCUGACCGACGCCCUCCUGGACACCGAGCGCAGCCUGCGGGAGCUGGCCCAGCCUUCAGGUGGCCACCUCCCUCAGGCGUCGCCCAUCUCGGUCUACCUAUUCCCAGGUGAACGGAGUGGGGCCCCGCCCCCUUCACCACCUGUCAGGGGCCCUGCUGGCAGCUUAGGGUCAUGCUCGGAGGAGAAGGAAGAUGAAAGGGAAGAGGAGGGCGAUGGAGACACCCUGGAUAGUGAUGAGUUCUGCAUCCUUGACGCUCCUGGCCUGGGCAUCCCGCCACGAGACGGGGAGCCUGUGGUGACACAGCUGCAUCCCGGCCCCAUCGUUGUGCGGGAUGGUUACUUCUCACGGCCGAUUGGCAGCUCGGACUUGCUGCGGGCACCUGCCCAUUUCCCCGUGCCCAGCACUCGGGUGGUGCUACGUGAGGUCUCCCUCGUCUGGCACCUAUAUGGGGGCCGAGACUUUGGCCCCCACCCCGGCCACAGGGCAAGAGCUGGCCUCUCGGGCCCCAGGGGCUCCCCUUCCCGCUGCUCUGGCCCCAACCGGCCCCAGAACUCAUGGCGCACUCAGGGGGGCAGCGGGCGGCAGCACCAUGUCCUCAUGGAGAUCCAGCUCAGCAAGGUAAGCUUCCAGCACGAGGUGUACCCAGCGGAGCCAGUCACAGGCCCUGCAGCCCCUGGCCAGGAGCUGGAGGAGCGGCCGCUGUCCCGUCAGGUGUUCAUCGUGCAGGAGCUGGAGGUCCGAGACCGGCUUGCCUCCUCCCAGAUCAACAAGUUCCUGUACCUACACACGAGUGAGCGGAUGCCACGACGUGCCCACUCUAACAUGCUCACCAUCAAAGCGCUGCAUGUGGCCCCCACCACCAACCUGGGUGGGCCUGAGUGCUGUCUCCGCGUCUCGCUGAUGCCCCUGCGGCUCAAUGUGGACCAGGAUGCCCUCUUCUUCCUCAAGGACUUCUUCACUAGCCUGGUGGCCGGCGUCAACCCUGUGGUCCCAGGGGAGACCUCCGCUGAGGCUCGCCCCGAGACUCGAGCCCAGUCCAGCAGUCCCCUGGAAGGGCAGGCCGAGGGCGUAGAGACAACUGGCUCACAGGAAGCCCCAGGCGGUAGACACAGCCCCUCCCCUGCUGACCAGCAGCCCAUCUACUUCAGAGAGUUCCGCUUCACGUCCGAGGUCCCCAUCUGGCUGGAUUACCAUGGCAAGCACGUCACGAUGGACCAGGUGGGCACUUUCGCUGGCCUCCUCAUUGGCCUGGCCCAACUCAACUGCUCCGAGCUGAAGCUAAAGCGGCUCUGUUGCAGGCACGGGCUCCUGGGUGUGGACAAGGUGCUGGGCUAUGCCCUCAACGAGUGGCUGCAGGACAUCCGCAAGAACCAGCUGCCCGGCCUGCUGGGAGGCGUGGGCCCCAUGCAUUCGGUUGUCCAGCUCUUCCAAGGGUUCCGGGACCUGCUGUGGCUGCCCAUUGAGCAGUACAGGAAGGAUGGCCGCCUCAUGCGGGGGCUACAGCGAGGGGCUGCCUCCUUCGGCUCGUCCACGGCCUCUGCGGCCCUGGAACUCAGCAACCGGUUGGUACAGGCUAUCCAGGUGAGUGGGUGCCCUGCAUCUGGGCUGUGCAGGACAGAGCAGCUGGAGCCCUCUGCACCACAGCUCCCAGGUUCUGUCCUCAAAGGUCUUCUGAGAGUGGGCAGUCUGGGUAUGACAGCCCUACUUUAUAGAGAAACAACUAUGGAGAUGCUAAGUGACUUGCCUGGGGCCUCCAAGGCAGGUCUCCCGAGGCCCACAGGGGUUCCUGUGCAAGAGUGGGAGUGCCCCCCAGGCCUUCAGAACCCACCGUGUCUCCUGCUCAUGGCAUGUCUUGUAAAGGGGGGUGGAGGACGGCUGUGUUUGCAGACUAAGAAUCUGAGGCCCAAGGGCUGCCCUGGUUCCUUCAGGCCAUGCACUUCGCUAGGCCAGAGGGACCCCAGGGAAGCCCCGGAGCCAGUCUCGUGGGCAGUUGUCAGAUGAAUUCUGUAGGGGACUGAUGGUCCUAGUGGGCUAAGGGGUGAGUGCAGGUGCAUGGUACGUUCUGGAAUCUGCAAGCUCAGACCCCAGCAGGACACAGGGCAGGGCUCCAGGAGAGGCGGGAGGUAUGCGUGGCCACCAGGGAGCCCCCGGGAGUGUUCAGUCAGGUGGGAAAGAGUGAUGCCAGGUGAGGUGCUGGGCAGAGGAUCUGGCGGACAGAAGGAAGGAUGGGCUCCCUGACCAUCUUGCAGGGGCAUCUGGGGGGCGAGACAAGGAGCAGUCAGUCUUAGGUGUGCAGCUGUGGCAGCCGUGCAGAACCUACUGAAUGUGGCAGUCAGCAGGAAGAGAGGUUUGGGUUAAGAAGAUUUUAGGAAAGAACCCUGAGGAGUCCCAUGUUCCUAGAUUCCCUGAGCGGAGUGGCGGAUGCCUGGGAAGGGGAGGAGGAGUGGGAGGAAGUGGGAAGUAAGGCUGAGCAGGACUCCCUGGGCCAGCACAGUGACAGGCGGGGAGGCUGAGGGCUGGCGGGGUCUCAGACUGUCCUGGGGGCCUGGGGCCGACAUGUGUGCCCCAGCCAACUGUCCUCAUCCAGUGCUCCCAUGUCCCCCAGGCCACAGCCGAGACCGUGUAUGACAUCCUGUCCCCGGCAGCCCCUGUCUCCCGCUCCCUGCAGGACAAGCGCUCUGCGCGGAGGCUGCGCAGGG
Molecule: messenger RNA, 6635 nt
Organism: Cercocebus atys (sooty mangabey)
Lineage: Eukaryota; Metazoa; Chordata; Mammalia; Primates; Cercopithecidae
Gene: ATG2A
Product: autophagy related 2A
Exons: 39
Coding region: 109-5937 (1942 amino acids)
Biological process (GO): reticulophagy; piecemeal microautophagy of the nucleus; autophagy of mitochondrion
Cellular component (GO): extrinsic component of membrane; phagophore assembly site
Molecular function (GO): phosphatidylinositol-3-phosphate binding
Source: RefSeq, a predicted model, not a curated record